This is a messenger RNA of Erinaceus europaeus (western European hedgehog), 1092 nucleotides long. RefSeq lists its product as uncharacterized. Bases 1 to 957 code for a protein of 318 amino acids. Gene Ontology annotation, molecular function: alpha-1,2-mannosyltransferase activity. Lineage: Eukaryota; Metazoa; Chordata; Mammalia; Eulipotyphla; Erinaceidae. The transcript is spliced from 4 exons. Gene Ontology annotation, cellular component: endoplasmic reticulum membrane. The record is from RefSeq and is a predicted model, not a curated record. Gene Ontology annotation, biological process: GPI anchor biosynthetic process.
AUGCGGCGGGACCUGCGGGUUCGGGGCCGGCGUCGCACCGCGCAUGCGCACGCACAGGGCGCGGGGGGGCCCCAGGACCUGAGGUUCGAGCCCCGCCCCCGCCGGCAGCGCUGCGGGUGUCUGUCUGUCCUCUCCUCUCUGAGGGGCGUGCGCGAGGCCCUGACCCGCGGCGCCCGGCUCGCACCCGGGGCCUCCCCGCGCUGCACGACGCCCGCGCCGAGGGGGGGGGCCCGGCAGGACUGGCGGCCGCGAGCACCCAGCGCCCUCGCUCCCCCGGGACGGGACGCGCCCACGACCGCGCUGGGGGUCACCCGCCUUUCCUCCCGCAGCUCCGGGCGCCGCUGGGGGGGGGGACGCCGCUUCCCGGGCGGAGCAGCCCACCGCGAGGCCGAGCCGGGCCGCCGACUUCCGGUGCGAACGCUCUUCCCGGCGGCCCCCGCGCCCGCCCGUCCCCCCGCCCGCGACGGUGGCCGGCAGAGGCCAAACUUCUCGCGAGAAGGGGCGCGCGAAGCGGUCCCUCGCGGUGCAGCCGAGCGGCCCGAGCCGGGGAUGGAGCCGGGCGGCCUGGUGUUCCGCGGGCUGCACGGCCGCUCCCGGGAGACGACCAAGCUGCGGAAGAGAAAGUCAGCUUUGUACCUCAGCCCUGCGGAGGCCAGCGGGCGCAGAGAUCUCCCGGGUGCGAAUUUCCACCUGGCUUUGUCUGCCGUAGCGCUGCGGAUAUGUAACUGCUUCCUGGUCCAGACGAGCUUUGUCCCAGAUGAAUACUGGCAGUCGCUUGAAGUCGCACAUCACAUGGCUUUCAAUUAUGGUUACCUGACCUGGGAAUGGACAGAAGGAUUGAGGGGUUACACUUACCCCUUAUUCUUUGCAAGCAUUUAUAAGAUUCUGCAUCUUUUUGGGAAAGAUAGUGUCCAGUUGCUGGUAAGUUCUAAUAUGAGUCAUCAAAAUGAUUACUAGAAAGUAGAUUUAAGGGGGCUGGGUGGUAGUGCACUGAGUUAAGCGCACAUAGUGAGAAGCGCAAGGACCAGCACAAGGAUUCUGGUUCAAGCCCCGGCUCCCCACCUGCAGGGGAGUCACUUCACAGGCAGUGAA